GGCCGAGCAGGCGCUGGAACGUUCGCUUCCUGCACAUCCUCCUGUGACGCGCGACACAGUAGCCCCGCCUCUUCCGUGCCGGUAACUUCGUGGUGCCAGUCUGUCGCUCAAACACGCACGCACACAGCAGCCGGCGCGUGAGGGUCGUGCGGGGCCGCGUGCUGCUUCUCCAGUUGGUUCCUUCCUUCCUGCUUCCUUCCUUCCUUCCUUUCUUCCCUUCUCGGGUUGCCAUGAAGCACAUGCCGUACUUCUGCCGGGGCGAGGUCGUGCGAGGCUUCGGCCGGGGAUCCAAGGAGCUGGGCAUCCCCACAGCUAACUUUUCUGAGGAGGUGGUUGAUAGUUUCCCAGCUGACAUCUCUACUGGCAUUUACUAUGGAUGGGCUUGUGUUGGAAAUGGAGAUGUGCAUAAAAUGGUUCUGAGCAUAGGCUGGAAUCCUUAUUACAAAAACGUUAAGAAAUCUGUGGAAACACAUAUUAUUCACACUUUUGAUGAAGACUUUUAUGGAGAAAUGCUUAGCAUAAUUAUUGUUGGAUAUAUACGACCAGAAAAAAACUUUGAAUCUUUAGAUGCACUCAUAGCAGCUAUUAAAUCUGAUAUUGAAGUAUCUGAGAAAACACUAGAAUUCCCAGAACACCAGAAAUUAAAACAUCACAAUUUUUUCCAGAAGGGUGAGGCUAGCACUAUGGCUAAUGGCCAUUGAGUGAUGCUAGUAUUUUAAUUUUUACUGUUACUGUUUAAAUUGCACUGAUGUUUUAGUGUCUGUACUGCUUUAGAACAUUUUUAACAUUCCUGCUUAGAAUUGUUUGUUUGUAUUAAAUGGUUAGCUCCCUAAAAUCUAAAUUAAAAUGAUUUACUUUUUAUGAAUGUACUCCAACUCAGCAAAAUAGAAACGAAAUGUUUUGUCACAUAUGGUGCACUUUGGGCAGUUUUUUAGCUCAUCAGAAUCUAAGCAAAAGUUAGUUCCCUAAACGUAGAUAGUACGAGUAUUUUUAAAAUAUUUCUUAGACUAUUUACAUUAUCUGUAAUUAAACUAUAUUUUGUGAAUUUAAAUGACAAGUUUAUUAAGUGAUUUUAUACUGAGGGAAAUGCAUUGGAAAAGUGGAUGUAGCAUGAAUAGUUUCACGGUCAACUUCUGCUUGAUUUUUACUUCUUGUUCAUUAGACAUGGGUUAGAACCAGAUACGGCUGGAUUCUUUUUAGUCCCAUUCAAUUGGGAAAUCAUUUUAAUGUAACUAACUGCUGCUGUUGAGUUCAUUGCCACUAAAAAUAGAUAAUUUCUUCUUGGUUCAAACCAGUAUUUCUACUUAUUAGUACAACUUGCCUGUUUAGUGUGCUUUUAAGCAAAUGGUAUGCAUGCAUCAAUAUCAAAACAAGCAUAUGAAAUUCUAAGUUAAAUCUCUUGGUUUGUGUGCAUAAGCCUUGAUAUGUAGUACAUUUAUCUUUUCAUGAUAUGUCCACAAGAUGAGGUUGCCAGUUUCCAUUAAAACAGUGUAUAGCUUUAAAAUAAGUUCUGUCACCUUAUUCAUGAUUACCUCUAAUGAUAUAUAAAACUUUCUUUUGAAAUUACAGUAACACAUUAUUGUAUUCAUGCAUCAACAUUUUGGAAAUUUUAUUUUAGAUAUGAUCAACAAAAGUAGAAUUUUAUUACAUUCUGUUCAGUCUAAAAUAACAGUAAUUUAGUGUAGUGCAAUAAAAGUAAAGUAUCUCUUAUCUGAUAUGCUUGGGGCUGGAAGUCAUUUUGAUUUCAUCUUUCCCAGAUUUUGCAAUAUUUGUGUAUACAUAAUGUAAUGGAACCCAAGUCUAAACAUGAAAUUAGUUUGUUUCAUAUGUAUCUUGUAGAAGAGAUUUUCAACAUUUUAAUUAAUUUUGUACAUUUAAUAAGGUUUGUGUACAGUGCACUAAACCAACAAAGAGCACUAUUAUGUGGACAGUUUUGGACUUUGGAACCUUUCAGAUUUCUGGAUAAGGGAUAUCUAUUUGCACUUUUAUUGUUUACAUAACCAUUCACAAAAUUUGACAUACAAUUUGACACAUAUACAGUAUGUGCAUUGAGAGUGGGAUUGUUGCUGCUGACAUAGAUAUGAGAGCACAAACUGCACAUGCAAUUGAGGACCAUAAGUUUAUAGCUUUAAAUGUAAAUAAGUGUCCCAGGGGUCCUGUGCAGGAUACCAUGUGAAUGAAUGCAUGGAGAGCAUGUCGCUGUGAUCCACUUUCCCCCAUAUGCAUUAGUUGUUUGUGUAUCAAUUAUGGCAAAGGUGCUUCGGUUUUAUGUGAGACUUUCCCCUUGUACAAGGAAGUGUAAGGUCCCUUCUUGGUGUUGAAUCAUGGGCACAUUGUUAACAUACCAGGGGCUAGAUUUAAUUUUAAUUACAUCUAGAUCCAUUGAAAGGUACAGGGUGUUUCAAAAUGAUGAACCCAAUUUCAAAGCAAGUUCACAAAUGCAAUAUGUGGCAAUUACACAAAAAGUUAUGAACGGUUGAAUGAGUUUUCAAAUUUCGCUAACCAUUUUUGAGCCAGAAAUAAAUCUAAAAGAAAUAACUGCAAAUGGGUAAUAUUUCAUUAGGCCUUAUGUUGCGGGAUCACCAUUUUGCAAAUGACUGAGACCAGUGCCUAUUUCUGCACCGAGAAAGGUAUCUAGUGGUUAUCAUUUGAAACUCUAUGCCCACCCUUUCAAUCGGUAAGAAUUUCAUUCAUGAGAGGUAUAGUGAUUUCAAAUUAGGCUUUUUGAAACUACUGGAAUAAGUACCCUUUCAUCAACACUGAUGUUGGUCCCAUUUGUUUUAAUAGUUUACUCGUUAGGAUUAGAAUCAGGCUAAGAUCUCACUGUUGUAUCUAGUAACACUGCCCACAAUCUGGCCCUACUCCGUUCUCCUAAGCAGGGCCUUAUCUGUUAAUCAACCAUAAAGGGUGGGGUGCCCUCACUUUUUCAGCUUCUGUGAACCUGGCAAUUUUGUGAUUCACACCAUACAGGCAACAAGCCAUUACUGGCAAGUUUUAUAUUGCUUCUGUGAGCCUCAGCUCCAGGAAGUGAGAAACCCUUUCUUCCUUUCUCAACUCAUUGUAGGGAGGUGGAACUUUCUCAUAAUAUACUGAUUUUUGCACUAAUUGAAGUCUUCUGCUUGCUGCAUACAAAUACCUUUCUUGACUUAAGAGAGGGGAGCUGAUGUCUCAUACCAUGCUGCUCAAAAACUAGAGCAAUUCCCCCACUAUAAUUUAAAACAAUAUUAGCCCUUGAGACUCAGCUAGUGCCAUGUUAUGAAAAUGAAUGUGUGGGUUUGUAUAUGUUGUUGCCUAUACAUGUCGUCUUAUUUUAGAAAGUGCCUUCUAAUUGUUCUGAAGGGUUGUGAACACUGAUCUAAGAAUACUUGUGUGUAUUUUGGAUUAUUCAUUGAGAACAUGCGAUAAUGGCAGCAUACUUAACUGGGGGAAAGAACACUAAUGCAUGGGCCAGGAAUACAGUUUAUUAAUAGAUGCUGAUGAAUAAAUAUGUCAAUGGGUAUGAAAUUAAAGAAAUAUUUAUUGAAUUCUGUCCUUUUAUAUGUCUGUACUUAAAAGUGAAUGAUUCAUUUUAAAAUUAUCAUGGCAAUUUUAUUAAGGGAUUUUAUUUUUGUAUUAAUUUUGUAUUCAUUCCCCACUUCAGGGUAUUGUUAGGUGUGGGAAUUGGUGUAGAAAUUCAAUUCAUGAUGGGAACAAUGAAUAAAAUAAAGAAAAUGUGUAUAUCUCUUGA
Anolis sagrei ordinatus is the source of this 3727-nucleotide messenger RNA. RefSeq names its product riboflavin kinase (gene RFK). Gene Ontology annotation, molecular function: riboflavin kinase activity. The record is from RefSeq and is a predicted model, not a curated record. Gene Ontology annotation, cellular component: mitochondrion. Gene Ontology annotation, biological process: riboflavin biosynthetic process; FMN biosynthetic process. Lineage: Eukaryota; Metazoa; Chordata; Lepidosauria; Squamata; Anolidae.